Cylicostephanus goldi is the source of this 766-nucleotide messenger RNA. The record is from the annotation of a GenBank genome assembly. NCBI's taxonomy places the organism in Eukaryota, Metazoa, Nematoda, Chromadorea, Rhabditida, Strongylidae.
GGAAAUAGUGGGCGAAUUCGACUGGAGCAAAGCUGUGCAAGGACAAAUUCUUGGAGCCUUCUUCUGGGGUUAUCUUGGAAGUCAAGUUCUUGGUGGUUAUAUGGCUUCACGAUUUGGAGGCAAACGAGUAGUUCUUACUUGUAUAUUGGGCUCAUCUCUACUUACACUAGCUAGUCCUGUAGCAGCUCGUACGAGUCCUUAUGUUUUGGUGGCUCUCCGCGUUGCCAUCGGUUUUCUGCAGGGUGCUACAUUCCCUGCAAUGCAUACCAUGUGGUCGGUUUGGGGUCCUCCUCUUGAACUCUCCAUCCUUACUGGUGUAACUUACGCAGGAGCUCAAAUUGGAAAUGUGUUUGUGUUGCCAUUUUCGGGUUUCCUUUGUCAGUAUGGUUUUGAUGGCGGUUGGCCGAGCAUCUUCUAUAUCUUGGGGCUCAUGGGAGUGGUAUGGUGUGCUAUUUGGAUGUACGUGUCUUCUGAUAGACCUAUAAAUCACCCUCGAAUCUCUGAGGCUGAAAAGCAAUACAUUACAAAGGCUGUUGAAGAAAGUGUGGGAAAACAUACUGGCAAGCCGCCUGCCACACCAUGGGGUAAAAUUCUGACAUCGAGAGCCGUUUGGGCUUGCUGGUUUGGUCACUUUGCUGGCGAUUGGGGAGCUUACACCAUGCUUGUUUCGUUACCGAUGUUUCUGAAGGAUGUGCUAGGUCUCGAUCUAUCCUCGGUAAGUUUCAUGAAAUUUAUUCCUUUUCAAAUACCAUCUACCUACCUGUGA